AUGAAAGCAAUUGCCAAUCCGCACAUCAAGCGUUUUCUCAAGUACGGGCCCUCAAAAAAAUCGUUCAUCAAUGACGAUCCACGAUGUUUCCAUUCGACGUUGAAGAAUACCGUCAUCCUUCCUAUAAUAGCACUAGCGUCUAUGAUACCCGGUUUCGCAAUGAGCGAUUAUUACCCAAAUAUUGGCAACGAUUUACAUGCCUCUAUCAUAUCAACGAAGUUGGGGGCCGCCUUGUUUAUUUUGUUCAUGGGCAUUGGGCCAUUGUUCUGGGGAACCGUGUCAGAAUCGUAUCUAAGCCGGCGAUUCGCGUUCAGAGCAUCGCCAACGUACGUGAUUGCGGGCUGCAUCAUUACGGAUAUUUACCCUCUUGAACAGCGCGGUAAAGCAGGCCCACCCAUAGGACCCGUAAUUGGCGGUUUUUUGGUCACAGAUUGGAACUGGCGUGCAGUGUUUUAG
Zychaea mexicana is the source of this 456-nucleotide messenger RNA. RefSeq lists its product as uncharacterized. The coding region runs from base 1 to 456 and encodes 151 amino acids. Gene Ontology annotation, molecular function: transmembrane transporter activity. Gene Ontology annotation, biological process: transmembrane transport. NCBI's taxonomy places the organism in Eukaryota, Fungi, Mucoromycota, Mucoromycetes, Mucorales, Lichtheimiaceae. The record is from RefSeq and is a predicted model, not a curated record. The transcript is spliced from 4 exons.